Molecule: messenger RNA, 618 nt
Organism: Chenopodium quinoa (quinoa)
Lineage: Eukaryota; Viridiplantae; Streptophyta; Magnoliopsida; Caryophyllales; Amaranthaceae
Exons: 1
Coding region: 1-618 (205 amino acids)
Source: RefSeq, a predicted model, not a curated record
AUGAAACCCGACUCUUGCAAGGCAAUCACAUUGAGAUUGGGCACAUCCUAUGAGGGUCCCAAGGAGGGGGAUAGCAAGGAAAAGAAGGAAGGAGAAGAGAGUGUGAGUGAAAAAGAGGAAGUUAGAGAGGAGAAGGAUGGUGAGAAAGAGAAAAGUGCGGAGAAAAAGAAGUCUAAGGAAGUGGUAACACCUUCAACUUCUAGUGAGGCUAGAAACCUUGAUGGACCGAUUCCUUUUCCCGGUCGACUUGCGGAGAGAAAAUUGAAUGACGAAUUUGCAAAGUUCCUAAGUGUGAUGAAGAACUUGCACAUAAACCUCCCUUUCAUUGAAGUUGUCACACAAAUCCCUUCAUACUCCAAGUUCUUGAAAGAUAUUCUCAACAACAAGAGGAAGCUUAAUGAUGAUCUUAUCACUCUCCCCCAUCAAGUGAGUGCACUCGUUCAACAUAAGAUGCCCAAGAAGCAAAAAGAUCCAGGAAGUUUCACUUUUCCGGUGAAGAUUGGGAACAUGGAAGCUAGGGGCGCCCUAGCCGAUCUUGGAGAAAGUGUUAGUUUAAUCCCUCUAUCCAUUGCUCAAAAGCUUAAUAUUGAGAUGAUCCCCACAAGAAAAACCAUUUAA